Molecule: messenger RNA, 691 nt
Organism: Odobenus rosmarus divergens (Pacific walrus)
Lineage: Eukaryota; Metazoa; Chordata; Mammalia; Carnivora; Odobenidae
Product: hematological and neurological expressed 1 protein-like
Exons: 1
Coding region: 111-572 (153 amino acids)
Source: RefSeq, a predicted model, not a curated record
AGGCUCCUGCAGCGGUCGCCGGCGGUCGGGUGGGGAGCACUUGUGCGCCCCUCGGACCUGACCCUUUCAGCGCUCUGCUCCCGCUCCAGCCUACCUCGCUCUUCGGCACCAUGACCACCACCACCACUUUCAAGGGAGUCGAUCCCAACAGCAGGAAUAGCUCCCGGGUUUUGCGGCCUCCAGGCGGUGGAUCCAAUUUUUCAUUAGGCUUUGAUGAACCAGCAGAACAGCCUGUGAGGAGGAACAAAAUGGCGUCUAGCAUCUUUGGGACACCUGAGGAAAAUCCUCCUUCAUGGGCCAAGUCGGCAGGUGCCAAGUCUAGUGGUGGCAGAGAGGAUUCUGAGUCAUCUGGACCCCAGAGAAGGAACUCUUCUGAAGUGAAUGCUGGAGACUUCUUAGAUCUGAAGGGAGAAGGCGACAUUCAUGAAAACGUGGACACAGACUUGCAGGCCAGCCUGGAGCAGAGUGAGGAGAAGCCCGUGCCUGCUGCCCCUGUGCGCCCAGUGGCUCCGGCCCCGGUGCCAUCCCAAAGAAACCCCCCUGGUGGCAAGUCCAGCCUCGUCCUGGGUUAGCUCCAAUUCUCUUGAACUCUGUCGUUUUGUUUGUUUGUUUUCUCCAUGCUUGUGAACUGCACAACUUGAGCCUGACUGUACAUCUUUUGGAUUUGUUUCAUUAAAAAAGAAGUACUUUA